AUUCAAAGAAAGGAAGUGUUCCAUAUUACUCGCACCCACCCACCCACCCUAGCGCGUCAUCGAUGGCGGAUCUUCCUUAUGUUCAUCUUCAGGAUGGUGAAGGUAACGGAUACAAUGCUCCAGAAGGCGUUUCAGUAUCUCUCACUUCUGCUGCUCCGUUUUGGUCUUCAGAUCUCGAUUCUUUCGACGUCUACCCCUCCUAUCCAGCAUUCGUUCGUUUGGAUUGUUCUCUCGCCUCCCAACUACCGAUUAUCUAUCGUGAUGUUUCUGACAACUAUUCCGGUUUACGCCUCGAUUAUUUCGACCGUGAAAACCAGGUAAAUUUCGUUAUGGACUUAUUUCAUCAGCGCGUUGAAGACCCUGAGUUUUCUCUAGCUUCUAUUCUGGAUCAAGAUAUCCCCCAACUUGGUCUUACACCCGACAUGGAUUUUUCUAAUCUGGAACUGGAAAUUGGGUUAGGAUUAGGGUUAUUGGCUGAUGAUAGAUGCGAGUUUAUUAUGGCUGCUGAUCGUGCCAACAACGAUGUUUUCGUAUCCGACAGGAGUAGUGUGUCUGAAUAUGCAGAAUCUUCUCCCGAUUGUAACGGCGGGGGAAUUUAUGGUAUGAGGAUGGUGGAGAUCGAUUCGGAUUCUGAAGAAGAAGAAGAAGAUAACGAGAUUGUUGGUAUUGAUCUAAACCUAGACAACGAUAAUGGGUUGGAUAAUAAUGCUGCUGCUGAUGAUGAUGCAAGUCUUCGAUUUUGUUGGGAUUCAUUCCAAUUAGAGGAUCAUAGAGAUGCUAAUGUAGAUUUUGAGUGGGAGGAAGUAGAUGCGAGGCUGGAGGAUAGAGAUUCGAUGAAUGUGCUUUCUUAUGCUGAUGUAGAUGAGGUCUUCAACACCUCCAUAGCCGGGCUAACUCCAUCCCUAUUGGAAACGGGUGUGGAGAGGGUUGGGACAUUAAGAAAUUUAGACUGGGAAGUUCUGUUGAAUGUUCAGAAUUUGGAGUCUAACAUAGAUCUUGAACUCGACAGCGAGCCUCCUCAUACAGGAGAUUAUGUGUACACAGAUGAUGAGUACGAUAUAUUAUUUUCGCAGUUUGUGGAAAAUGAAAAUUCAAUGGUGGGUAAACCUCCUGCUUCAAGAGCUGUUGUUGAAAAUCUUCCAUCUGUGGUCUUGACUGAGCUAGACGUGGACAAUAACAAUGCUUCUUGUGCUGUUUGUAAAGAUGAUAUAAACAUUGGUAUGGAAGCAAAACAGUUGCCUUGUUCCCACAGGUAUCACAGUGAAUGCAUCAUUCCAUGGUUAGACAUUAGGAAUACUUGCCCUGUUUGCAGACACGAAUUGCCCACAGAUGAUCCUGACUACGAACAUAGAAAGAUGCAAAGACUUGGAAACAUUCAUUGAUAGAAGAAGAAUAUUCAAGGAGAGGAUGACUGCUGCUGUGUUUGGUCCAUUCCCUUGUUCCUCAAAGAAGCCUGCAUUUGACAACCAUGAAGUCAGCUGUAGAAGGUUUUGCAUAUGUAUAUGUAUAUAUAUAAUUAUAUAUAUAUAUAUUUGGAAUUGGUGGGAAAUUGGGAAAAUACUUAUCAAAUUAUGUAGCUGUUUGUUUGGAAAGGUUAGUUUUUCACUGUUUGUUUCCUUUUACCUUGAGGAGGACAAAAAAAUGUAGACUGAGGGAAAAAAUACAGAAAUUCAAUUUAUGUUUUUUUUUAUAAAGCCAGCAUGGGCAUGGAUUAGUUCCUAUUUAUGGUGGUUUGCCAAACCAAACAGAGCCCAGAGUUUCGUGUAGGAAAUCUGAAUAUUAGUUUUUUUUAGUUGAUCAAUU
Molecule: messenger RNA, 1803 nt
Organism: Impatiens glandulifera
Lineage: Eukaryota; Viridiplantae; Streptophyta; Magnoliopsida; Ericales; Balsaminaceae
Product: E3 ubiquitin ligase BIG BROTHER-related-like
Exons: 2
Coding region: 63-1382 (439 amino acids)
Biological process (GO): protein ubiquitination
Cellular component (GO): cytoplasm
Molecular function (GO): ubiquitin protein ligase activity
Source: RefSeq, a predicted model, not a curated record